Molecule: messenger RNA, 6211 nt
Organism: Ornithorhynchus anatinus (platypus)
Lineage: Eukaryota; Metazoa; Chordata; Mammalia; Monotremata; Ornithorhynchidae
Product: ATP-sensitive inward rectifier potassium channel 12
Exons: 3
Coding region: 414-1715 (433 amino acids)
Biological process (GO): regulation of monoatomic ion transmembrane transport; potassium ion import across plasma membrane
Cellular component (GO): plasma membrane
Molecular function (GO): inward rectifier potassium channel activity
Source: RefSeq, a predicted model, not a curated record
GCGGGUUCCGGGGCGGAGGAGCGGGCGGCUGCCCUUCCCCACCGGCGGCUAACUCUGCCCACGCCACGGCCGGGACCGGCUCGGCGCCCAGCGGAACGGCCAGAAUCCUUCAAACGAGUGUUCCACUCACCCCACAUCACUAAACAAAGUGAAAAAAAUAUGAUCUUCUAGAGACAGCUGCGUUGGGGUUGUCAUGGCGAUUGAAUCUUCUCUCCCCGACUCUGCAAUAACCCUGACACUGUUGCUAAAGUUGGGCAAAAUUCCCUCCUGAAUCGGUCCAGCCACGUAGCAGCCAAGACAGCGAAACCUGGGCAUUCCCCCCAGGAGAAGCAGACUCUGGGGAGGCUGGGGGGUGGGAGAGAAGCCCGAGGAGCCAAGGGACCCCCCAGGCUCUCGGCAAGCUUCCCCCAGGGAUGAGUACGGGGAGGGUCAACCAUUACAGCAUCGUGUCCUCCGAGGAAGACGGGUUGAGGUUGACCACCAUGCCAGGAGCCAAUGGCUUUGGCAAUGGCAAGAUCCACACCCGGCGAAAGUGCCGCAACCGCUUCGUCAAGAAGAAUGGCCAGUGCAACGUUGAGUUUGCCAACAUGGACGACAAGCCCCAGAGAUACAUCGCGGACAUGUUCACGACCUGCGUCGACAUCCGUUGGAGGUACAUGUUGUUGAUUUUCUCUCUUGCCUUUCUGGUGUCCUGGUUGCUCUUUGGGCUGAUUUUCUGGAUCAUCGCCAUCAUGCACGGAGAUAUGGAGAGGCCCGCAGGGGACGGCACCCAGCCCUGCGUCCUCAACGUGACUGGCUUCAUGGCGGCGUUCCUGUUCUCCAUCGAGACGCAGACCACCAUCGGCUACGGCCUGCGCUGCGUGACCGAGGAGUGUCCCAUCGCCGUGUUCAUGGUGGUGGUUCAGUCCAUCGUGGGCUGCAUCAUAGACUCUUUCAUGAUCGGCGCCAUCAUGGCAAAGAUGGCCAGACCCAAGAAACGGGCCCAGACCUUGCUCUUCAGCCACAACGCGGUGGUGGCCAUGAGGGACGGGAAACUCUGCCUGAUGUGGAGGGUGGGGAACCUGAGGAAAAGUCAUAUAGUGGAGGCUCACGUGAGAGCCCAGUUAAUCAAGCCGAGGAUCACAGAGGAAGGGGAGUACAUCCCCCUCGACCAAAUCGACAUCGACGUGGGGUUUGACAAAGGCUUGGACCGCAUCUUCUUGGUGUCCCCCAUCACGAUCCUCCACGAGAUCGACGAGGAGAGCCCGCUUUUUGGGAUUAGCCGGCAGGACCUGGAGACAGAUGACUUUGAGAUCGUGGUGAUCCUGGAAGGGAUGGUGGAGGCGACCGCCAUGACCACGCAGGCCAGGAGCUCCUACCUGGCUAACGAGAUCCUGUGGGGCCACCGCUUUGAGCCGGUCUUGUUCGAGGAGAAGAACCAAUACAAGGUGGACUACUCCCACUUCCACAAAACCUACGAGGUCCCAUCCACUCCCCGCUGCAGCGCCAAGGAUCUGGUGGAGAACAAAUUCUUGCUUCCGAGCACCAACUCCUUCUGCUACGAGAACGAGCUGGCCUUCAUGAGCCGCGACGAAGAGGAGGAGGAGGAGGAGGAAGAGGAGGACGAUAGCCGGGGCCUGGAUGACCUGAGCCCCGACAACAGACAUGACUUUGAUAGACUUCAGGCCACGAUAGCCCUGGACCAGAGGUCGUACAGAAGGGAGUCGGAAAUCUGACCUCCGAUCGCCUGACCCUCAGGGGUGGGAUAGGGACCCGUGUUAUCUUUUCUCCUACAGUCUGCCCAGGUUUACGCAGAACAGUGCAAGUGCCAUAGGAACGGUGGAAAAUCUAGUAGCGUUUAGUCGUUUUACGUUUCAUCGCAAUAACCGGGGACGGGUCCGUCGGAGAGGCCGGGGGGCAGGCAGCCGGGCAGCAGAAGGGACGGGUGGCUCUUCCCCGACAGACCGUGGGUGGAGUCGGAAGGACAAUGCGCCGGAGGGGGGGCACAGAGAGCUGGUUUUGCCCCCGGGGCUUACCCUCCCCGCCCCGUGAAGCGAGGCAGGCGAUGGUUUCUCAGAGCUGAAGGUCACAGGCUCCAGAAGGGUCCCAAAACGGUGGAAACGGACCAGGUUGGAAUGGACUUCAAACCAACUUGAGCCUAGCCAGGAGCUGCAGUGCUGUUGCCCACGGCCAGCAACAGAGGAGACGCUCAGCCACUCGCUGGUUUUUAACGUAGGGGAGGUAUCGAGUUUUUAAUUUUUCAACUUAGUGCUGUUGAGACUGUUUACAAAAGAAAUUUUUUAAUGUGAUUCGACUUUUUUUUUUGGGAAAAAAAAAAAAAGUUAACAACAAGCCCAGAGGGAAUGAAGCAGCCAGAAGAGAGGCCCCGAGAGAAUGGGAAGUCCACGGAAGCCAGAACUGCUCUCUUUUCCCUGGUGAGGCUUUAUCACGGGGAAGGGGACUCCGGUUUCUGUCCCUGGGGUCAACAACAGCAAGCACAAUCCUGGCAACAUAGCUCAUGUUAUCCACAAGAAACAGUAGACUGUUUGUGAUAGAAAAACAAAUAAUAUAAUUAUUAAUAAUAAUAAUAAUUAAAGGUUUUAAAAUAUAUUUUUGGGGGAGAUGGGGAAAGAAUGUCAACUGGUUUUACCGCUUAAGCACUGACUUUUUCCUUUUGCACCUUCAAGAUCCAUUUCAAUGGGGCCAGUCGAGAGUUUUUUAGAACCCAAACCCAUCAGUUUCCAGUUUGGAAGAUGUUCACCUCAUUUUCCCAAACCUUGGGAAAGGAAUUAAUUCUUUACUUCUUUCAUCCAGUGAUCCAGUUGUCCACAGCUUGAGAAAUCCAUGGAGAUUUUUGUUUUCAAGAAUUAAAAUUCAAAACCCAGUUGCCGCUCCACCAGAGCGGCUCCUUCCUCCUGAACAAGGAGGCUGGACGUAAUCGAAUCGCCCCCUCAUAAAGACGCCCAAACGGAUGCACUUGUCAAGUGCUCCAGAUCACAUGCAAAAGGAAGAAACAGAACAUACCAAAAGCCCCGCUUUACAAUUCAAAUCUCCUUCCCUCUCCAAAGUGGGCUGUGCCUUAGAGAUACAGAAUUGUCCAGCUGAGUAGUUUUUCUACCUUACUAUGAUCCAUCAUUUUGAAUGUUGCUUGUAGCACCUCCUUCCCUGAACGUCUGUUUUUUGUUGUCGGUUGCUGUUUUUUCCAUCGCUGAAGUACCUGUCACCCUGGGCUGCUGCUGCCUCGGCGCAGAAACCACAGAACAGAUCGAUCACCUCCGAUCGCCCCCUCCACCUGGGGUUUAAGGAGGGAGGGGGCCCAGAUGCAUUGGUAGGCUACAGGCGUUCCAACCCCUUCUGGGACGUUGGCUAUUCCAAUAGAGAACACGUUCCCGCUAGGGGAGGGAUCUCUGCUGCUUUCUGCCCUUUUCCCGGAGAGCUCGCCAAGUGCGACCGAAUAAUUGAGAGUAAAGGGCCUCUUUUUAAGGCCCUUUCCCCCUUGCUCAUAAUCGGCCAGCCCUGUCGAGGAAAAGAGCAGUCUGGGAAUUGGUGUCCUUGUUUAUUCACCAGGACUUUCCCAGUCCCUUUCUCUGCAAGGAAUGAGUCAGCUGGGUGGCAUAGACAUCUUGGGACUGGUUGUCACGGGACAGGGGCUUUAGAUGACCACCCAAAGCAGGCGGUCUAAGGCCUGACAGGCUCACGAUCCAGAAAGGACAUAACAGAAAAUAUGCCAAAGUCUAGAUAACCCCAUUUCGGGGAGAUUUUUCUCCACAUCUUCCUAGUAUGACCCUCAGAGGCCUUUGGCCAUGAAGUCAGUUCGCAAAAAACUCUACCUUUAACCCUCCCAAACUCCAUCCCUGCUCUUCAAGUGUCUAACGUAUUCCAAUCCCUCUUCUGUCCAUAUCGCCCAACUUGCAGUGGAAGGGUGGGAAGGGAUAGAGAGAACAGAUCUGGGGACUGGUGUUUGCUUUUUAGUUGCGUGAUGUGGAGAAAAUGAUUUCCUUGGAUGGUUUUCUCGCCGCACCUUGUCUCCUCAAAUCCCCACCCCCUCUACUAGCCUCCUCUUCUGAAAAACAUCUCAUCCUGGCCACAGAUUUUUGUGUUACCAAGACGAGAAGAGAUCCCCACAUUUCUCAUCCAUUUUAUUCCUUGAAAUCUGUCGGGGGAAACCACAUACUCUCCAGGAUCACUAAUUUCCCUUGGCUCAAGGAGCCUCCCGGUACCCUUUUUUUCAGCAAUAGUAGAAGGUCGGGGGGAUGAUAUUCUUGGGGUGGGGGCCUGGGUUAGAAUCCUUCUAUUUAUUAAAUGCUUUUAAGUCCCUUCCAAGGUGCAAAAUUGCUGCUGUAGUAUUCUCAGAGAGUUCAUAAUUUCUUAAUAUAUAUCACGGUAAAUAUUUGUUUAAAAAAAGAAAAAAGGAAAAAGAGAAGACACCUUUAAGUAAAUUAUUGCUUUUACAAAUUAUGAUUGUACAGUCCGAGUUGGGAAAAUAGAAUAAUAUAUAUAUAUAUAUAUCUGAAUUUUUUAAUCGUGAGGUGGAUGUGUACUCCCUUGUGAAAAGUUCAGACCCACUGGCUCAAGUGGAUGGUAGCUUUUCCCUGCCGUGAGGGCACAUUCCCUUUCUCUCCCUUGCUAGAGAAGACCUUGCCGUGGAGAGUAAUGUUAUAUAUAAUGUAUAUUCUAGACCUAGAACACGCUGUUCUAUAAUGUAAAAUGUAUAAAUCCGAUGAUGAUGAUGAUGGUGAUUUUGCCUACCUGUGAAGUGCUCUAGGUGAUCAUUUUUCUCACUAUCAGGGAGCAACUUUUCAGACUUCCCUACAGUUUCCUCUUACUAGGAUGUGGUAAACAGUGGCCUUAGAGCUUUUGGGUGAGUCUGGGAAAGAAACUAAAAAAGGCCCCCCAAGAAGUUGGCUGUAGUAGGGGUAGAGGGAUGGAUAUUUCCAGGAUCUUUCCGGUCUAGUGACCCCUGAAUUAUUCAGCGCUCAAGCGGGGUUGUUUUGGACGGAUCGUUCACACACCCAAGUGCGCGCAAGGGAAGGGUAGGAUUGAUCUGCUUCGGAGGGUAUUUGGAUAUUUCCCCGUUGGCGGGCAGUGCCGUCUACACUUUAGGAAGAGGUAAGGUGAUCCUGAGAAGUUUCUUUCAAAAAACUUAGCCCUAGGGGGUACCAAGGCCAACUCUUCUGGAAAAGGGGUCUUACCUCUUUUCAGGUGUAGUUAGUCAUCGCCUCUUGCCUGGAAUGCCUGGAAUCGCCUCUUACAUUGUGAAGGGACCUAACCGAGCCCCAGGAUGUCACCAGAGUAAGAGUCCUAGAACCCCAGUGACAUACAUAGGGUGGAGCUUCCAAGACAAAGCCUUGCCUGCGGUAAAGGGGGAACCCCACGACUCAAUCUGGGCUCAAUUUAGCCUAAAUUCCAGAUCCCCGUUGGGGGUCUAGGCUUCCGAUGGUUGAACAGCACAGUCUUUCCGUUGGCCACGGAGGUCCGUCUUAUUGAAUGACUUUUUCCAUUAGCCAAGAGUGCCCCUUUUUCCUUUCCUCCAUCCACCCCCACCUCCAAGAUCAGGUGGAGGACUGUGAGAUCUCGUUACUAUCAACCAGUCGAUCAAUCAGCGGCAUUUAUUGAGCGCUUACCGUGUGCCGCGCACUGCGCUAAGCGCUUGUGAGAGCGCAGUGCCCACAAGGAGCUCACGUUCUAGCAGGGGAGCCAGGCAUUGAUCUAAAUAAAUAAUUAGAUUACGGCUUCGUACUUCAGUUCGGUGGGGCUGACGGUGGGGUGUGAAUAUCAAGCCAGCUCUAUAACGGAGAGGCAAGUUGUAAAAGAGCUAGAAAAGACUAAGACCACGAUAAUGUCCAAACGCAAAGCACUCAGUGAACCCAGCUAGCGCAGGGUAGUCUGAUUUCAAUCCCACCUAGCUCAGAGGCAUGCAGUGAACCGUUCUAUACCAAUUAGUGCCACUGCUUCCGAAGACGUUGCUACUCACAUGCCUCAUUUUUAGUCAACAAGCCAUGUUCGGAUUUCCACUGAGCCACCACACAAGGGCACUUUUCAGAUGCCCAUGAGGGGAAUCUAAUGACCUGGCUAGACCUGGAAUCUCUGUCACUGUAAAGCAGUCAGAUUUCCUUCCCAUUUGGGGCCGGGAUCCUGAGAUCUAUUGAUAUCCGGGGCGUGGGAAGCAAAAGACUUGGUCAGAGAAGCGGCUUGGCCUAGUGGAAAGAGCACAGGCCUGGGAGUCAGAGGA